AACUUUUAACGGCUGCUCACUAAAGUGUUAACACGUUUUCGCAUUUGUCGCUUUAUCGGGGACGGAAAUUAAUUUAUUAAAGCGCGUUUCAGCUCGGCAAGUUUCAUAGAAAAAAUUCCAAAUUUUGACUUGCAUAAAUUAAGCUUCAAUUAACGAUUCCGUGGCGUGCAUGUGAACAGAAAUUUUCACAAAAAGUCAAAGUUCAGUGGAAGCUGAGCCACCAAACAGCUUAAUUGAAUUAUUAAAUUUUAAACUGAAGUGGAACAAAAUUUUAUGCUUCUUAUUAAGAAUUAAUAAAUAAAACGAACUCUGAGAUGCGGUUUUCAAAAUUCGUAUUGCAUGUGAAAGAAAACAGUGAUAUAUUUGUGUAGAUAUACGUUCGUCAAGAUAUAAAUAUUAUUAUGUAAUUUAAAAAAAAAUAUAACUGAUAAGUCAGUAUCAAAAUGACCUUAAGUGAAGUAUAAAUUAAAGUUAAAUAACAAAGAAUUAUAUACGAAAUGUUUGAUAUGAAAACUACAACUAACUUAACAGCAGGUGUGGGGGAACUAUUAAAUGCUUCAACUUCAUCUUUUCAAGAGAAUACAAUAACAACUGAAAGUUCUUACAAUGAUUUGAUAGCAAAUAUAAGCACAACUGCAUCUGAUUUGCUAACAGAAUGGAUCUCUACAACAAUUUUGGGAACAAAUAAUUUUAAUCUAACCAAUAAUGACACCGACAUUGAUGAUCUUUUAUUAAAUGACACUCUAAGUGAUGGCCUAUUUGACGACUUGCCAUACGAACCUUGUUCCCCAUUUAGCAAACAUUUCAAUUGCACACCGGAGGAAUAUUUAACUUAUUUGCAGGGACCUCAAAGACUGCCGUUGCAUACGGUACUGCUG
This is a messenger RNA of Teleopsis dalmanni, 878 nucleotides long. Its product is annotated as neuropeptides capa receptor-like. The record is from RefSeq and is a predicted model, not a curated record. Gene Ontology annotation, cellular component: plasma membrane. Gene Ontology annotation, biological process: neuropeptide signaling pathway. Gene Ontology annotation, molecular function: neuromedin U receptor activity. NCBI's taxonomy places the organism in Eukaryota, Metazoa, Arthropoda, Insecta, Diptera, Diopsidae.